Molecule: messenger RNA, 344 nt
Organism: Amoebophrya sp. A25
Lineage: Eukaryota; Dinophyceae; Syndiniales; Amoebophryaceae
Source: the annotation of a GenBank genome assembly
AUGGUUCCUGUAGUACAGCAGCAGCAACAGGCUUGUGUGGUGAAACUCUUCGUUGAUUCUUGUGGUGACGGCGAUGACGUCGAAACGCUUGGCUCACAUAAGAGCAAUCGCGUUUCCACAACGAAAUAUUCCAUUUUUACGGCUUGCCCUUGUCCAUCUUCUGGUGAGGCAUCCUGAAGACGCUUGAUUGUCAACCAAGGCUAAAAAGCGCCCAGGAUGCGCCUCAAGAUGGAUAAGGGGAGCUCUAACGUUUUGAUGUUCGUUCCACGCAACCUAUGGGAACAAUUUCAACGACUCGCCAAUAUUUGGUUCUUGUUCAUAUCCUUGUUGCAGUUACUUACGCC